Molecule: messenger RNA, 1701 nt
Organism: Trichoderma asperellum CBS 433.97
Lineage: Eukaryota; Fungi; Ascomycota; Sordariomycetes; Hypocreales; Hypocreaceae
Source: RefSeq, a predicted model, not a curated record
AUGUCAUCCCGCAAAGUCCGAGUCAAGAAGUUGACUAUCAAAACCGCUCUCCCUGUGCUCAGAGAGGAUCAGAUCGAUGCUACUGAGUAUGAAUCACUGCUUACCGAGUCGCAAAUCGCGACCGGAGUCGACCAGACUGAGGAAAAUGAAUAUCAUCUUCAGUCAAUCCUAAAAGAGGCGGGAACAAGCAAUGAUCAAGAAAUCCCCGUACCGCCUCCAAAAGAGAGUGACAUCAGCUAUGAUGCUCUCUAUCCCGCAAUCUUUCACAAACCUUCCUCUUAUAUCCGAUUUUCUCAGACAGUUGAGGAAUGUAUUAGCUGUCAAUAUGACAUGACAACCGAAGACGAUGAGUUUCUCAAAUCUUAUAAUAGUAAUCCGCCGGCCGGCGCCGGGGCUCUCAGUGAGGAUGACUUUGAACGCAUCAUGGAAGUGUUUGAGGACACCGCAACCGAGCAGACUCCAUUCGCAGCCGUUGACAACACUGUUGUCGGCUACGAUAUGAUGGUACCCGGACUCAAUCAGCUUGGCUCUACAAACAUAUUGCUGCACGCCAAGCAGAUAUACGAGUACUGGAAAUCCAAGCGGCAGGAGCAAGGAAAUAAACCACUGCACGCAACCAUCAAGUUUGAGACGCAUCAGGAGACUGAUGAUACUGACCCAUACGUCUGCUUCAGACGGCGGGAGGUCAGACAAACAAGGAAAACAAGGUCUAGAGAUACCAAGAUCGCCGAGACGCUCAAGCGUUUCCGUCGCGAGCUCGAGGAUGGCCGUCAACUAGUACUGAUGGCGUACGAGCGAGAGAUGAUGAAACGAGAUUUAUUGCAAGUGGAUCGGGCUAUUUUCGAGGAAAGAGCUCGAUUGAAGCAAAUCAAGACAAAGCUGGGCAUCAAGGGCGACGACGAAGACCUAGUAAACCAAAAGCAGUCUCAGAAGCGCAAGCCUGCAGAAGCUGCCGGAGCUCAGCGGCCGCCCACACAAGUGCGGGUGCCGGUGCGGCCAGAUGGGCGUUCACACGAACAAGAUCUUGUGUUGCUCUCUGACCAGCUCGCCGAGAAAGAGAACGAGCUUCGUAAUGAAAUUGAAACCAAGGUGCAGAACCACCGAAGGUGGAACCAGAAUCAUAUUGAUCUCACUCGAGAUCCGCUAUCGCCGGUCAAAGAAUUGGGCAUGGAGCUCAAGUUCAGACCGGCCAAGACUCAAUAUCUAAUGACGCCGCCGGCGUCAAAUUCUGCAGAGUCAAUGGAUAUUGACGACGCACCUGAGCCAAUGCAAUUGGACAAACCGGAACUUCCCGUGUUCCAAUUCCGCGGCGCAGACUUUGGCGAGACGCCGCAAAACAGCCAGCCCGCGUUUCGACGUCGCAUUGGCCGACUACAACGGCUCUGGAUCGAUCGGAGGGGUCUAUCAACACCCGCGCGGACAGAUACGUACGAGUACUCUGACCGGUGGAAGUAUGACUCUGACGACGAAGAUGAUGAACCGCUUGUGUAUGAGGUUGAUCCCUUUGACACGCGAGCGCUCAAGUUCAGAGCCACAAUUCCACUCAGUCCAUAUAUCUUCCGGGGGAGGCCAACGGUCCCUCCAGAGGCGGUUAAUGGCGUAGCGAAUGGAAAUAGGGUGUUACCACCACCACCACAAGCGCCGCCACAGCCGCCGCCGCCGCCGCAACUUGCAGUUCAGCAAGCGCAGGCGGCGUCAUAA